AUGCUUGUUCCGCGAUCAACCUCACCAAAUGGAGCCUCCACCCGCUCGCCACACGGUGCGCAUGGCACCUCGCCUAAGGAUGCCCAUGGUGCCUCGCCAGAAGACGUGCAUGGUACCUCGGCUGAGGACGCCCAGGACGCCUCGCUUAAGGAUGCGCAUGGUGCCUUGCCCGAGGGCCCUCAUGGUGUAUUGCUUGGCAACGCCCAUGGCGCCUCGCCUAUGUUGACUGGGGUCCUUUCCUUGCCAAUGCCUCCUCUUUCAGUCACCACCACACCAACAGCCGCCUCACCACCUCCCUUGGUGCCGAUUGCUCCAUCGCCACUGACAUCCUCACCGACAAACCUUUGCGUCCUUUCUCCUUCACAUGAUAUUGAUCUCUAA
Molecule: messenger RNA, 381 nt
Organism: Ilex paraguariensis (yerba mate)
Lineage: Eukaryota; Viridiplantae; Streptophyta; Magnoliopsida; Aquifoliales; Aquifoliaceae
Source: the annotation of a GenBank genome assembly